Molecule: messenger RNA, 2109 nt
Organism: Adineta steineri
Lineage: Eukaryota; Metazoa; Rotifera; Eurotatoria; Adinetida; Adinetidae
Source: the annotation of a GenBank genome assembly
AUGAAAAGAGAAAAUAAUUCAUCAUCUACCCAUACACAUGUUCAUCAUCAUCAUAUACAUCAUCAUCUUGUACUUGAUGAUCAAACACCAACAAAUACAAAUUCAAAUUCAACAUCUGAAUCAAAUACAACAACAACAACAACAACUAAUAAUAAUAAUAAUAAUAAUAAUAAUAAUAUUAAUUCAACAAAUCAAAAAAAACGAAAACAUUGUGAAACAAUUAAUGUUAAAACAACGAAUUCAACAAAUGAUGGAGAUUAUCAAUUAGUUCAAAAUGAAGUUUUAUAUUCAAUGACAAAUUCUUAUGAAGUUUUAGAAUAUUUAGGACGAGGAACAUUUGGACAAGUUGUUAAAUGUUGGAAAAAAGGUACAAAUGAAGUUGUUGCUAUAAAAAUCUUAAAAAAUCAUCCAUCAUAUGCACGUCAAGGACAAAUUGAAGUUUCAAUUCUUUCACGUCUUGGACAAGAAAAUGCUGAUCAAUUUAAUUUAGUACGAGCAUAUGAAGUAUUUACACAUAAAAAUCAUACAUGUCUUGUUUUUGAAAUGUUAGAACAAAAUCUUUAUGAUUAUUUAAAACAACAAAAAUUUUCACCACUUCCAUUAAAAUCAAUAAGACCAAUUAUUCAACAAGUUUGUGUUGCAUUAGCUAAAUUAAAACAAUUAGGUCUUAUACAUGCUGAUACAAAACCUGAAAAUAUUAUGUUAUUAGAUCCACGGAGACAACCAUUUAAAGUUAAAUUAAUUGAUUUUGGUAGUGCAUCACCUGUUGAAAAAGCAAUUCAAUCAACAUAUCUUCAAUCACGUUAUUAUAGAGCGAUUGAAAUUCUUCUUGGCUUACCAUUUAAUGAAUCCAUUGAUAUGUGGUCACUUGGAUGUGUUAUGGCUGAAUUAUUUCUUGGUUGGCCAUUAUAUCCUGGAUCAUCAGAAUAUGAUCAAAUAAGAUAUAUAUCACAAACACAAGGUCUACCCAAUCAAUCAAUGCUUGAACAAGGACAAAAAACAUCGAAAUUCUUUUAUUUUAAUAAUUAUCAAUGGAAAUUAAAAACACCUGAACAAUAUGAAAGAGAAACGGGAAUUAAAUCAAAAGAAGCACGAAAAUUUAUUUUUAAAAAUAUUGAUGAUAUUCAACAUAUUCAUCUCAAACAAGAUUUCCUCUCAAAUCAAUUACAAGCGGAAAAAUUAGAUAGACUUUUUUUUGUUGAUCUCCUCAAAAAAAUGAUUCAUCUAGAUCAAACACAAAGAAUAACACCUUCACAAGCACUUAAUCAUCCUUUUAUUACUAUGGAUCAUCUUGUUGAUUAUGCAAAUUGCAAUAAUGUUCGACAAAGUGUACAAAUGAUGGAAGUUUGUAAAAAAACUCCACCGCCACCACCUCCACCACCACCACCACCCCCAACUACGACAGCAACAAAUUAUACUUUAAAUAAUUUUUCACCACAAAUUCGUCCACCAGCAAAUGAAAUUUUAGUUUCAUAUCCAUUACCUCCAGCAGCUUAUUUUAUUCCACCAUAUCAAGUUGGUGCGCCAUUAUUUGUUCCUGUUGGUCCAACUGAUCGACCAUUUUUAAUAAAUAAUCCAACAUGGAGUCAAUUAUUAAUUCCUCCAUCAUUUGUUGGUUUAUUUAAUCGUCGUUUAACAACAAAUGAUUUUGUUGGUCAACAUUUUCUUCCUCCUGAACGAUUUCAAGUUAAUUUAAAUGAUAAUUCAUUAGUUAAUCAGACUAAUACGAAUACGAAUACGAAUACGAAUACUAAUCGUCAACGUUCCGUAUCAGUUAUAACAUUAUCAUCUGAUGAAGAUGAAGAACAACCACCAAGAGUUGCUCCACCACAUCCUCCCCAUCCAUCUCAUCCAUCUCAUCCAUCUCAAACAAUCAAUGGAAAUUUAAAUUUAAAUUCUAAUCAAAAUAAUCGUUCAAAUAUCAAACGAGAAAGAAUUAGUAUUGAUCAUAGAACACAAAAUCCAUUAACUAAUUCAUUAUAUGUCGAUCGUUUAAAUUCCAAUGAAAAUCUUUUAAAUGGAUUUGUUUCGACUGAUCCUCGAUCAAUUGAAAUGUUAAUGUAUGAUGUUAAUGGUCAAAUCGAUCGAAAUGACAUUCGUCUCUACUAG